AUGAGUGGCUUCAUUGGAAACAGUGAAGACUUUUCUCUCGUUGGAGAGUUUGUCAAAGACAUCGCGUACCAUGCACGACGAAGCAUGGGAUACAGCCGAGAAGAACGUCGAAAGCAGGCUUUCGAAUAUCGGUUGCGAAAGCUCCGACUUCGACAGCGUCGAGAGCGGAAACGACAGGACCCUAAAGCUGUUCGUCGUGUUCCCCAAGUCACAGAGUUCGGCCGUUCCAUCGGACAAAUGCGAGCGCCAGUCCGAUCACAGGAGGCUAUCCCUGAGCAGUACUGGUGGUUGAUCAAUUUCAACUGGCGGUGCGGAGCCUUCAAGAACGACCCAGGUAUGCGGGCGCUUCUUGGGGAGGAGCGAAUGGAAGGGUUCCUGCUCGACGAGGGCGGCUCAGGCCUUUUCGUCAAAGAGUUCCAGGAGUCGCCGGAUGCGGUAGCCCCACGCAUUCACCGCGUGUUCCGGCCUUCGAACUUCCAGAAUCCUCUGCUGAAGGUGAAACUGCCGGAAGAACGGCAACACCAGGUCUGGGUCAAUAUGCGCCCGGCACUGAUAUUGGCGACCAAGUUUCUACUCGAUCAGAGGCAUGGGGCAUUUUGGUAUCACCUCAUGUACGGCACUGCCGUCACGGAUCGUGCUACGAGGAAGUCCUACCUGAUGCACUCGCCCAAAGAAAACGAUCUGGAAACUGCACAGGCGGAUUUCGCCGCCUUGCUUGAGAGCUUAGCGGACCGCAUGUCGUUCUACUGGCGGCCUGCAAUGCACAAUGGCGGGCAUGUCAAUGCCAUCUAUGGAUCUUCCUUCUGGCAAACCCUGGAGGAGUUCGUGGACAUCACACGGUGGCAGAACCUCCGUCGGCGCGCGGAAGGCUACAACGGCUACAUCGGCCUGAGCAGUAAUUUCCUCUACAACCUCAUUGGUAGGCAUGCACCUACGCGCACGCAUGUAGAAGCUGACAUAAACAUUCAGUUUCUCCUUGCGGUCACUCUGACACACGAGCUCGCACACGCCAUCUACGCAUGGCGCGACUUACCCUGCUGGGGGUUCCAAAACGGGCAAUCCGAGCUCUUCGUCUUCGACACCGACAUGUCGAACGAGGUGGGCUGGAGCUGGGAGUACCACACCUUCGGCGGUGUGAGCCUUUUUUGCGACCUCUUACACGAUCACAUCGGUAAACGAAUCAAGGCCCGGACGUGGGAGUCUAUGCUCCUGGGCGAAACCUCCAUCUACACGCCUGUGCCUAACGAUUGGCUCAAGAGCAUGUUCAUGAAGGACACUUGGAAGCACAUCAAUCAGCAUGUCAGCAGCAUCCCUAAGCCGGUAGGUCGUCCUGAAGUCUUCGUCGCGCUGAGGUAUAUUGACCGCGGUGGCCAGCUGAGUGUCGAGGAUGUUGAGUACAAGGAUGGCUUGGCUUGUAACCCAGAGCAUCAACUCCUGAACGAUCUCGAAGGGCCUGUUGAAGGGUGCGUAGAGGCGCGGUUCAAGCGCGUGAGGAAGUCCGAUUUCCGCAAGGCGAAGAGGACGGGUUUUUUAACCACCGUGGCGCAGCGCGGGCCGAGGAAUGAGGUGCUGGGGAAGGAGCUGGUUGUUGCACCGCCGCGUCCUCACAAUGCAGUCAUGGAGGAUGCAUCUGAGGAUGACGAUGCAUCGGAUGGUAGCUCGGUCACUCUGGGUAGAGACGACGACGAUGAUAGCGAUGAUGGGUUCGUGGAUGGAGAGGAUCCGCCCGAGGCGUGGGAUAAGGAGUUUAAGAUGCAUAGGAGUGAGGACAUGUACUUCUAG
This is a messenger RNA of Didymosphaeria variabile, 1782 nucleotides long. RefSeq lists its product as uncharacterized. The coding region runs from base 1 to 1782 and encodes 593 amino acids. The record is from RefSeq and is a predicted model, not a curated record. Lineage: Eukaryota; Fungi; Ascomycota; Dothideomycetes; Pleosporales; Didymosphaeriaceae. The transcript has a single exon.